AAUGGACAAACUUGGAAGCUUCUUGAGCGGGGCCCAGAGCUUGGCAGGUGCUUUAGGAACAAAUGGGGAAGGACAGUUUGAUCGAGGGAACGGAAAGAUCGUCAAGUGGUCCUUUAAAGGACAGAUCAUGGGGUUUGAGUGGAAGUACAUAGGAAUCUGUGUGGACCAGGCUACAGGGGAAACAGCGACGGCAGUAAAACAGAGCAGGGACGGCUCAAUCGAGCACUCCAUGCGAGAUCUGUUCCAGAAACUGGCUGCGAGGGGUGCACUAUAA
Saccostrea echinata is the source of this 274-nucleotide messenger RNA. RefSeq lists its product as uncharacterized. The transcript has 2 exons. Lineage: Eukaryota; Metazoa; Mollusca; Bivalvia; Ostreida; Ostreidae. Bases 2 to 274 code for a protein of 90 amino acids. The record is from RefSeq and is a predicted model, not a curated record.